Blastocystis hominis is the source of this 981-nucleotide messenger RNA. RefSeq lists its product as hypothetical. The record is from RefSeq and is a predicted model, not a curated record. The transcript is spliced from 5 exons. Gene Ontology annotation, molecular function: RNA binding. The coding region runs from base 8 to 937 and encodes 309 amino acids. NCBI's taxonomy places the organism in Eukaryota, Bigyra, Opalinata, Blastocystidae.
CUGGAAAAUGGCUGAGAACACUGUGGCUGUCUUUGGGAUUCCGUGGUCUUUUGACAACGAUGCCUUGUACGAGUUCUUUAAGGGUUGUGGAGCGAUUUCCGACUGCUACGUGAUCCGAAACAAGAAAACCAAUCUUUCUCGUGGAUUUGGUUUUGUGCAUUUUGAGGACAAGGCUGGCAUGGACGCAUGCCUUGCAAUGGAUGGAACCGAAUGUGAAGGCCGUACCCUGAAGAUCACCAUUUCGGACAAGGAAAGAGCGCCUACUCCCAGAUCGGAGUACAACGACAAGAACAAGGUGAUUGUGAACUGUUUGAGCUGGAACACGACUUCGGAGAGUUUAGCUGAGUACCUGUCGCAGUACGGUGAGUUGGAAGACUGCAAGGUGCUCUACGACAACAAAACCCAGCAUAGUCGUGGUUUGGCUGUCGCUCGCUUCAAGAACGAGGCGGACAUGCUUCGUGCCAUUGAUGCUGUGAACGAGAAGGACUUUGAGGGUCGUGUGAUCACGAUUCACCAGUUCCUUCCUCGCGACAAGCCGGGAAAGCGCAAGUUUGAUAAGAACACGAAGUCGUACAAGUAUGCUGAAAGCAAGGAAGCGGCUCCUGAAACGAGUGAAAAUAAGGAAGAGGAGAAGGUGGAGGCGGAGGUUGAGGAGAAGGUGGUGGAAGAAGAGAAGGAGGAGGAGGCUGAGGAGAAGGCUGAGGUUGAGGAGAAGGAAGAGAAGAAGGAAGAGAAGAAGGACAAAAAGAAGGAAAAGAAGGAAAAGAAAGAGAAGAAGGAAAAGAAGGAAAAGAAAGAGAAGAAGGAGAAGAAGGAAAAGAAAGAUAAAAAGGAAAAGAAAGAAAAGAAGGAAAAGAGCAAAGAGAAGAAGGACAAGAAAGAUAAGAAGGACAAGAAGAACAAGAAAGAGAAAAAGGAAAAGAAGAAUAAGGAAUAAGUCGCCCUCUCGUAGUUUAGCAAUCUUCUUGACGUCGACUUCAA